UAGACAAAGCUUUUCUGUCUCACCAAGUCACAUUCUCACUCCCUCACUGUGUCUGCAGAUCUGAAACCACAGACACCCCAACAAACAACGAUCUACUCAAAGAGCUUCACACUCUGCACAUCUUGCACCCUCACUCGCUUCUUCUUGUUCUCAAGAACAAGAUCAACUUGCUUCCACUGGAUUGUGCAUUGUCAUUGUGAAUAUUAGGCUAGUUUGUGUGAGAAGUGAGAACUUCAAUGGCGGUGACAGAUGCUGAGAAUCCUCUUCUGGGAGAAAACACCUGUGGUUCUUUGUUGAAUAAGCUGCAGGAAAUAUGGGAUGAGGUUGGUGAGAGUGAUGCGGAGCGAGACAAGUUGCUUCUUCAGAUAGACCAGGAAUGCUUGGAUGUGUACAAGAGAAAGGUUGAGGAGGCUGCAAAAUCAAGGGCACAGCUACUUCAAGUCUUGUCUGAUGCUAAGCUUGAGCUUUCUAGUCUUCUAUCAGCUCUUGGUGAUAAGAGCUUCGCUGAAAUUCCUGAAAAUACUUCUGGAACUAUCAAGGAACAGCUUGCAGCUAUAGCACCAAUACUGGAACAGUUGUGGCAACAAAAGGAGGAAAGAAUAAAGGAGUUUUCAGAUGUUCAGUCACAAAUCCAAAAAAUAUGUGGAGAGAUAACUGCGGAUUUGAACCCUGAUCAGACAGGACCAUUUGUAGUUGAUGAGUCUGACCUGUCACUGAAGAAGUUGGAUGAGUAUCACUCCCAACUCCAAGAACUUCAAAAGGAAAAGAGUGAGAGGUUGCACAAGGUUCUUGAAUUUGUGAGCACGGUGCAUGAUCUUUGUGCUGUUCUUGGUAUGGACUUUUUCAGUAUUAUGACUGAGGUUCAUCCAAGCUUAAAUGAUUCUACUGAUGUUCAUUCCAAAAGCAUAAGCAAUGGCACCCUAGCUAGGUUGGCUAAGACAGUCUCAACACUCAAAGAAGAUAAAAAGCAGAGGUUGUACAAGCUGCAAGGGUUAGCUUCACAGCUAAUUGAUCUGUGGAAUCUAAUGGAUACCCCUGAAGAAGAAAGGAGGCUAUUUGACCAUGUCACCUGCAAUAUUUCAGCUUCUGUAGAUGAAGUUUCUAUUCCUGGGGCACUUGCUCUGGAUCUGAUUGAGCAGGCUGAAGUAGAAGUUGAAAGGCUUGAUCAGCUGAAAGCCAGCAGGAUGAAAGAGAUUGCUUUCAAAAAGCAAACCGAACUUGAAGAAAUAUUUGCCCAUGCUCAUAUGGAAAUAGACCCAGAAGCUGCUCGAGAGAAGAUUUUAUCACAGAUUGAUUCUGGAAAAUUUGAACCAGCUGAAUUACUGGCGGAUAUGGACAAACAGAUAGCAAAUGCAAAAGAAGAAGCUUUAAGCCGGAAGGAAAUAUUGGACAAAGUUGAGAAAUGGAUGUCAGCAUGUGAAGAAGAGAGUUGGCUUGAAGACUAUAAUCGGGAUGAAAACAGGUAUAAUGCAAGUAGAGGUGCACACUUGAACCUCAAACGUGCAGAGAAAGCUCGGAUACUGGUCAACAAAAUUCCAGCUAUGGUUGAUACGCUGGUUGCCAAAACUCGAGCUUGGGAAGAAGUACAUGGCGUGUCAUUUACAUAUGAUGGUGUUCCUCUUCUUGCCAUGUUAGAUGAAUAUGCCAUACUGAGGCAGGAGCGGGAAGAGGAAAAACGAAGGAUGAAGGACCAGAAAAAGUAUUCUGAGCAGCCACAGAACACUGAACAGGAAUCUUCCUUGGGUUCAAGACCUAGCCCUGUGCGGCCACUUGGCAACAAGAAGGUACUUGGCCCUCGUCCUACUGGAGGAGCAAACGGUACUCCUAACCGACGACUAUCUCUUAAUGCUCAUCAGAAUGGAAGCAGGUCCACCGUGAAAGAUGGAAAAAGGGAUAAUAACACUAGACACUCCAUGUCUAAAGAAGAUGCUGCUUCCCAUGUUUCUGGUACUGAACCAGUCCCAACAUCACCUUAGUGAUAUCUGUACUGUCAACCCUACUAUGACAUCUUUGUAGCAUUGUCAUAUUACUAGUUGCUGCUGUAGGAAUAGAAUCUGCUAGUGACAGGUAAACUGGAGAGUUGCUAUUAUGAGAUGGGUAUGUUAUAUCAUAUUUGUGCCAUUUAGAGAUUUUCUCAAUACAUGUUGCUUGAUCCUUUUAAGAACUUAUGUAUAAUGAGGAUUAGAUGCACGAUGGUAGUCUUGCCUUUUGAAUCAUAAAGCUCCCGAGUCCUAUCUCCUUGGCUUAUUUCA
This is a messenger RNA of Lotus japonicus, 2252 nucleotides long. Its product is annotated as 65-kDa microtubule-associated protein 1-like. The coding region runs from base 237 to 1976 and encodes 579 amino acids. Gene Ontology annotation, molecular function: microtubule binding. Gene Ontology annotation, biological process: microtubule cytoskeleton organization; cytokinesis by cell plate formation. NCBI's taxonomy places the organism in Eukaryota, Viridiplantae, Streptophyta, Magnoliopsida, Fabales, Fabaceae. The record is from RefSeq and is a predicted model, not a curated record. The transcript is spliced from 10 exons. Gene Ontology annotation, cellular component: spindle; cytoplasm.